CGUUCUUCCACACGAUCAAUCUAUUAGACAAGAGAAUUGUAAAUGGACUGCAUUUAUACAGUGCUUUUCUUACCAAUGGCCACUCAAAGCCCUUUACAAUAUUGCUUAAACUUCAUCCAUUCAUACACACGUUCACCUAAUCAUACAGACAUUCACACACCAACGGCGUGUCCUUGCAAUGCGACAUCCAGAUCGUCGGGAGCAGUUAGGAUGAGCUAUCUUGCUCAGUGACACCUCGACACUCAUUAAACAGUGUUCACAAACUAAAGAGACAGUAAAGUUGACCCUACUCGGGUCAUGGUAACAAGAUCCUGUUCUGCACCAUAUAAUAACGGACCGUAAGUGGUGCAGAGUACAGGUAAUGUCUUACUUCAGUGGCAACACUAAUUUUCUCUCGUUUUUUGUCCUUUGAUUUUGUCAUUUUGUCACGACACUGUGGAUCUGGUAUUGAGGUAUAAUUUGUUGAGGUCGAGGUCUGACGUCCUGCAGACCUCUGUCGUAAUUCCUGUGCUGGUCUGGCUGGUAGGUCUACACGGAAGUCUCAUCCUCCCUUCUUCGUGUGUUCCUCAUCGCUGUAUGGAUUAACAUGUUGGCCAUUGCUGCUCCCAAGCGGAUAACCACUAUAUUGCAGUAUUAACAAACUACUGGGGCGAUUCCCCAAUCGUGUUUUUUUUUUAAUUGAAAUUAGAAAUAGCUCAUGACAAGCCAUUUAAAAUUUUUAACCAUGGAGAAAAGUGUUGUGCCGUGUGUCUCUGCACGAGAGUAGUGGACUUUCUGAUCCAGAACUGAUCCAGCGGUUCUCCCCUGAAGACCCCGCCCUGGGUGGGAGGCCCACUGAUGACCCUGCCCUGGACGGGGUGAGGCCCACUGAUGACCCCGCUCUGGGACUAGGCCCACUAAGAGAGAUGCUGGAGUUUGGUGGCUGUAUUUUUAUUUAUCUUCCUCAACUACACUUUAUCUUCUGGUUUCUGCAGAGUUGGUUUGGAUGCCGUGAUUUGCGGCAGUUUAAUAGCGCUGUGGUUCACAUUUUUAAAUGCGUCACAUUGAUAAUAAAGAUAAACGCAAACACACAUUAUAAUCAGGCUUGAAUAACAUUAUUAUUGUAUCAAUAAAGAGAUACUGUAUGAAAUAAUAACAUUCACAAAUCCUGUUUCCUCAACCUGACCACAGACACCACGUUGUGUCUAUUGCACAAGAAGGUAAACCUUGAUGAGCGUCCUAAUCCCAUAAGCCUCGCUGACAGAAAACAGUGGUGCCGGAUCGACACAGGAGAAGACCGAGGGAGGCCUUUGAAGUUGUUUCUCUUGUAUUGUUAAAUUCUUCGUCAAAAUGUCACUCUUUAUUAACCAAGACCAAAUCUUUGCACAUCAAGUUCAUCUUUUAGAGCACAAACUAAGGAGUAAAGAGGAGCGUAUUCUGGAGCUGGAGACAGAAAAGGCAAUUCUUCAUUUGAGGCUUGCUGAGUGUCUGGGCAGACUGCGGCGGGGCCAUGAGGGGGAGGCCAAGGCCAAAACACUACUUCAUCACCAGAGGGAAGCCCAGAGCAUCACCCAGUUGACUCUGGGGAAGCUCCUUGCUGAAGUCCAGAAUUUGAAGCAGGUCUUGAGUGAGAUCUUUGCAGUGUAUGCAAACGGCGUGGCCGAGCUGGAGGGCCAGAGCAAGCAGAUCCUGGAGAAGCUGGACGGGGCCAGGGCAACACUGAACAGUUGCCAUGGAGAUGACCUGCAGAGUUUGCAAUCCCACAUGGCGGCUCUGGAGCGCGACCUGGUGGAGGAGAAGGAGAGGUGCAGGGCCGAGAAGCAGAGGAGGAGAGAGAUCCACAACACCCUGGUGGAGCUGAGGGGGAACAUCAGGGUUCACUGUAGGGUGCGUCCUGUGCUUCCAUUGGACCAGGUCCAGUCCUGCUCAUCCCCAUCAGGGGCGAUCUCGUCAGAGGAGGUCAUUCAUGUCAGCGAGGACACCGUGUUGGUGAACUGCAUUCAAAAUGGAAAUCCAGCCAUCAACAAGGUGUUUGAAUUUGAGAGAGUGCAUGGACCGGAGGACUCCCAGAACGUAGUGUUUGAGGAGGUGAAGCCUCUCCUCACAUCCCUGCUGGAUGGGUAUAAUGUGUGUAUAAUGGCAUACGGGCAAACGGGUAGUGGAAAAACCCACACCAUGAUGGGCUCCCAGGGGCCCCCCGGGUCCCCUCAGCCAGGCGCCCCCCAGGGUGUCUCCUCCCCCGGGGACCAGCAGGGCAUCAUCCCCCAAGCUGCUGUGGAGCUCUUCAGGCUGAUCUCAGGGAAGCCGUCCGAGAGCCAUGUGGUGGAGGUGUCCGUGGUGGAGGUCUACAACAACGAGGUGUUUGACCUCCUGUCCCGCGACGGGGAGGGCGGAGCCCCGGGCCAGCGCCGGGACGUCAUCACCACCGCGUCGGGCCCCAGCGAGGUCCCCUCCCUCACUUAUGAGUGUGUGAAGAGCGCCCCCGAGGUCAUGCAGCUGGUCUGGGCAGUGGUAAAGCUGAGGGCUCGCUGCCCCACCCUGGUGCACGCCCACUCCUCCCGCUCCCACCUGGUGGUCACGCUCACCGUCUCCUCCAACAGCCCCCACGCCCUGGCCUUGGCCCGCCGUCUGAAGAGCGCCAAGCAAGAGCUGCAGCGCUGCCCGAGGACCGACUUCUGGAGCCCGCGCUGUCGCCGGGCCAAUGGCGCCCCCCGCCACGCCUCUGCCGACCACUCUGCUGCCACCGCCUCCCCUUCAUCCUCCUUCUCCUUCCCUGGCCACUCCCAAUGCCCCUCCCCCCGGCCGGGCAGAGCCCAGGGCCUCUUUCGGACCCGCCUCCAGCUGGUGGACCUGGCCGGCAGCGAGUGUGUCGGCAUGUCGGGGGUGACAGGCGCGGCGCUGUGGGAGACCUCCUGUAUAAACCGCAGCCUGUGCGCUCUGUCGGACGUCCUGGGUGCGCUGGCGGAGCAGAGACCUCACGUCCCGUACCGCAACAGCAAGCUCACACACCUGCUGCAGGACGCUAUCGGUGGAGAUGCUAAGCUGCUUGUGAUGCUUUGCAUCUCUCCCGCCCAGCGGUUCAUCUCGGAGUCGCUCCAGUCCCUGGGUUUUGGCUCAAGGGCUCGGCAGUUUCACAAGAAAGUGUCGCACAGGAAGAAUGACAACCUCAAGCAAAAGUGAGAGACUGAGAAUGUUAUAACGGUGAGAUAUUGGUAGAAAUAAAAAAAUAUUAUUAUUAAAAUUCAUGCCAGCACAGAACAUUAUCAUGUGUUUUUUGUAUUCAUAGUAUUCAUAUUCAUAGUAAGAAAGGAUCGACCCAAACAGUUUUCUAGUGUUCAAAUGCAGAGACAAGCUUAUUGUCAUAGAAUAGAGUAUCAAAUGUUCAAAAUAAGUGUUUAAUAUUAAUUAUUUUGUGACUUUAUAGUAUUUUAUCCAAUUCCCUUAUUUGUUCUGCAAAAAAGAUGCAUUUGAUCAAUAGUAAAGACCAUAAGUGAAAGAUGCUGCACUGACUAUUUAUUUGUAUUUCUUUAAUUAUAUGGACUUAUGACUUCUUUAUCACAUUUAUUUUCAAGGUAUUAUCAACACAUAAGAGGAGGGAUUCCUUACCCUUUAUUGUCAUG
Gadus chalcogrammus (walleye pollock) is the source of this 3599-nucleotide messenger RNA. It is a transcript of the gene kif25, whose product is annotated as kinesin family member 25. Bases 1330 to 3159 code for a protein of 609 amino acids. Gene Ontology annotation, biological process: microtubule-based movement. Gene Ontology annotation, molecular function: ATP binding; microtubule binding; microtubule motor activity. The transcript is spliced from 15 exons. Lineage: Eukaryota; Metazoa; Chordata; Actinopteri; Gadiformes; Gadidae. The record is from RefSeq and is a predicted model, not a curated record.